This is a messenger RNA of Vicia faba (fava bean), 609 nucleotides long. NCBI's taxonomy places the organism in Eukaryota, Viridiplantae, Streptophyta, Magnoliopsida, Fabales, Fabaceae. The record is from the annotation of a GenBank genome assembly.
AUGAGCGAUUCAAGCAUUGAGAAAGAGUUUAUGAACCUAAUUCUUCAGCUUAGUUUGAAAAGGCAACCGGUUAUGUCGUUGUUCUAUCUCAAAGAUGAGCUCAGAGGUGGUUCACGAUUGGAACUCCUCUUGAGUAGCUGGAAACAACAAACUAGCUAUAACAAAAUUGAAGAUGAUAGAUUGAAUUACCUACGACGAGGAGGUUUUUUUCCAGAUUAUUCAUUGAGGUUUGGGACAGCAAUAACACAAGUUAUGCAGGGAUGGGCUUUGGAGUGUGAUACAGGGUUAGUUUUAGAUUACUUUAUGCAAGAUAGGGACAAGGCAUUUGGGGCAGCAGGUUGCAGGUUUAAUACCAUGACAUGGCUUCAUUGCAACAGGUUUUGGACAGUAUUGCAAGCUAUUUUUGUAGGGCUAUUUUUGUUUGGUUUUGACUAUUUUGAUAGCAUGUUUUACGGUAGGCUGGGAAAAGGGUGUAACAGGUUUUGGUUUGUGUUGAGAACAUGUAUGUAUAGGAGCAACAAGGCUGGUUUUGGCUGUAGCAUAAUUUGGAAGGGUUUGGCAUGUCCUUAUGUUACAAGGUUUGAAGUAAGGAAAAUGGAGAAGGCUUGA